UUUACUUGGGGAGACUAGUGAGUGGUGAACAAGUAAGAGAGAGGUGUGCGCGGCAUACCUGCCUCAUCAAUGACACUGUCUAGUGUCUAUAGUACUCACUUGCUCCAGCACACUGGCAAGACGAUCAAGCUCUCUGAGCAUGUUCCUGCUUCUCCUGUGAGACACAAAUCAGGAUCACACAAGCAACUGAAACAAGAGCCAUAUGAUAUCACAGUGCUAAACAAACCUGAUAGAACCAAAUACUAAUAAUGUCCACUUCGAAACCCAUAUCCCCUUUUCGACUCACCUCCCUCCUCCGUUCCACGAAAGACCCCUCCCUCGCCCUCCAGCUCUUCCUCAACCCUAACCCUAACCCUAAUCCUAACCCUCGCCCCCUGCGCCACUCCCUCCGCUCCUACGAUCUCCUCAUCACCAAACUCGCCCGCGCCAAAAUGUUCCCCCAAAUGGAACAAAUCCUCCACCAACUCCAAACCCUAACCCAAUUCCCCGUCCCCGAACCCCUCCUCUGCCGCGUCAUCAUUUCCUACGCACGCGCCCGCCUCCCCUCCCGCGCCCUGCGCACCUUCCUCUCAAUCCCCUCCUUCCGCUGCACCCCCACUCUCAAGUCCUUCAACUCCCUCCUCCACGCGCUCCUACUCUGCCGCGACUUCCCUUCCCUCCCGCGCCUCCUCCCGCGCCUCCGCCACUUCUCCGCCUCCGGCCCCGACGCCUGCACCUACAACAUCCUCAUCCGCGCUUGCUCCCUGAACAACAACGACCUUGCACACGCACGCAAACUGUUCGACGAAAUGCUCACGCUCGGGGUUCGUCCGACUCAAGUCACGUUCGGAACUCUGAUUAACAUGCUCUGCAAAGACCCGCAUUUGAACUUGCGGGAGGCGUUUAGUGUGAAGGAGGACAUGGAGAGGGUUUUUAAAUUGAAGCCUAAUGUUUUUGUGUACACUAAUUUGAUCAAAGCCGUUUGCGAGGUUGGGGACUUCGAUUGUGCGUUUAGGUUGAAGGAUGAGAUGGUGAGGAACAAUUUGAGGCUGGAUGUUGUGGUGUACAACACUUUGACUUCCGCAGUUUUUAAAGCGGGGAAGAAGGGUUUAGGGUAUAGGAUUUUGGAGGAGAUGAAGAGUGGCGGGGUGAAGCCGGAUGCGGUGACGUGUAAUGUGUUGAUUGGGGAGUUUUGUAGGGAGGGGAAUUUGGUGGAGGCUUAUAGGGUUUUGGAUGAUGGGGUGGAGGGUGUGAAGCCUGAUGUUUUUGGGUACAAUGUGGUUAUUGGAUGGUUGUGUAAAGAGGGAAAAUGGAGGGAGGCGGAUGAUUUGUUUCGGGACAUGCCAAGGCGGCAGUGUGUUCCUGAUGUUGUGACCUACCGGACAGUGUUUGAUGGGCUUUGUCAGUGGAUGCAGUUUGAGGAAGCUGGGUUGGUUUUGGAGGAGAUGGUUUUUAAAGGCUAUGUUCCGUGUUCCUCAAGUUUGAAUGAGUUUGUUGGCAGGUUGUGCCAGGAAGGGGAUUUUGAGUUGUUGGGGAAGGUUUUGAGUGGUUUGGGUGGAGGGUUUUUUUGCAAUGAGAAUGUGUGGAAAACUGUGGUUUCCUUGGUUUGUAAGUCAGAGAAGCUGUCAGGGGCUUUUGAGCUUUUAGAUGCAUUGGUGUUGGCAUGAAUUGUAGAUUUGGUUCCACCAAAUGCACACUCAACGUGAGAUUCUGUUCCAAAAUACCUGAAAGGUAAAUCCAAAGUGGAGAUGAAUAUACAAUGAAGAGUACUUGCAACCAACAAUAGAGAUUUUAAGAAGGCUUGGAACAUUGUCUGGAUACUGCUUUUGUUGAAGGAGAUAUGCUCAUUGAGGCCUUCUUUGCUUGACCCCCAUCAAAAAGGAGUCAUUAAGUCUGCUACCUUAGCUUCCAAUUCUACUACUUGUGGUUGUGGAUGCUCCCAAACCUGGAGGUCCUAGCUCAUGUGGUCUUGGUGCUACAGCUGCACCCAUGAUCAGUUAGUUUACUGGAAGACUGGUUGCUUUGGUACAAACUCACAUUCAUGCCUCUGUAGAGAUUUUUUAGUCCCAAAAUUGAAUUAAGGUGGGUAAUUUUGUUUUAUUUGGAAGUAUUAGUGUGAACUGUUGAGUAAGACCCUUCUUUUCUUAAUAACCCAAACAGUGGAAAAAUACAGAAGAUGGAACUACCACAGUUAGUAUUCUUCCUGAAAAUGGGAAGGGACACCCUUCAAUCUCUACCAAAUCUUUGGACACCUGCACCCCAAUGUUGGUUUGGUUUUCAGUUUCAAUUAUUUCUAGGAUUUAUAUUUUUGUUAAUUCAAAUGUUUUCUUUGAUUUGCAGCCACUUAUUUUAAAUUUCUUGAUUGCUGUGAUGUUUGUAUACAUUCAUGUGAUUGAACAUGAUCAGGAAAUAAUUACACUAUGGUUUCAUCUGCUUGAAAUUUUCAUUGGUGAUUCAUGUCAUUGAGAUGCUAAGUAUUAAGUUAGUUAUCAAGUAUCAACUUCCUGACAUGUCCCUCUUUUAUUUUUUCAGCCAAACUUGGGACUGACUAUGUUAAAAUUUCAAAGGUUUACUUGAAAUUUUAUUAGAAAAAAAUACCCGAGAUUUAUGAGCUUUUGCUGAUUUAUGUUUUAUACAUGUGGACUGGAUCAAAAGAUAUUUCAGAAAAACCUAGGUGUGAAUUAUUUAGUGGUGUAACUGUAGCACAUUCAUUUCAGCAUUUCAACAUUCUCAGCUGCUUGAUGCAUUUGGAAUAUGAAAGUUAAAUAAUGACAAACAACAAUGUUGACCGUCACUGUCUCAAUCGUUGAACUUGGAUAAAAGUAUUGGCAGAGUUAGUCAGCUUAGUGGCAUCAUUUUCUUGUCAUGUGUGGGCAUGUCCCUAAGCUUGCCCACAGGUAAAAAGAUACAUGUUUUGCAGAGUACCCUGCUUUGUCAUAAAUCUUUGUUAUCAUUUAUAACAACCUCCUAUAUAGAGGUAUAUAUUGUAAUUUUUUUCAAACAAUUAAGGGGGUUAAUGUAAUGUAUAAGGAGUGUCAAUAUAAUGUUUUUCAAACAAUUAAGAGGAUUAGUGUAUAGACAUAGAAAAGGAAAAAAUAUUGUGCAAUCUGAAAAAAACUUAGGGAAUGUCAGUAUAAUUUAUUCUAUUUUAUACUUUUUGUGAUCACUCUUCAGCAUGAUGAUACUACAUCCUGAGCUAGAACUUGUAUAUGGGUUAAUUAUUUGAAAAAUGGAGAAUGUAGAUAAAAGAUUAUUUAAACAUCCUUAGGGAGAUCCUGACUGUGAAUGAAUUCAUAAACAUUUUGAAGGGAGAUUGGGUGGAUUAAUUAUUCUUUAAAAGAAAUCUGCUUUCAAGUCCUUUCUAGUUAGAGUUUUAUUGGCGAAUAUGGGGAAUGAGGACAGAGCACAGAGCUUAUUAAAACGCAUUAUGGUCAAAGUGUAUGCAUCAUAAUGUUUGGCUUUGAAAAGGAAGAUGUGGGAUGACUGAAGCAGGUAUUAUGGAUGAUUUCAAUAGGAAAGAACAAUGAAAAGAAGGCUUGAAGUUCAAGAGGAUAGAAUUGAAAUGCUUGAGUUUCAACCAUUAACACUUAACAGAAGACUGAUUUGAUUGAUGCUCCUUUUCUAGGACUAUGCUUGACAUGGUACAAGGUAGGUGGGCAAAUCAAACCAAACGUUGGUGUCAUAAGUGACUGAUCAGGCUGAGGGGAGGUCCUCGUGGUCAUAGUGAAACUUUAACCUGUUUAUAUGUGUACUCAUUUUGAAUUAUAUACAUUUGAUUUGAUGCAUUUGUUUUGGAUUCAAUGAAAAUUCGAUUAUUUUAUUCAUCUAAA
Messenger RNA from Glycine soja, 3809 nucleotides. RefSeq names its product putative pentatricopeptide repeat-containing protein At1g53330. The record is from RefSeq and is a predicted model, not a curated record. NCBI's taxonomy places the organism in Eukaryota, Viridiplantae, Streptophyta, Magnoliopsida, Fabales, Fabaceae. Gene Ontology annotation, molecular function: protein binding. The transcript is spliced from 2 exons. Bases 249 to 1646 code for a protein of 465 amino acids.